AUGACGGACGUCGUGCAAGAAAAGGGCCACGGCUUGAGGUUUGCCGAGCAGCAACUGAAGCGUCAUGGCUGGAAGCAUGGCAAAGGACUGGGUCGGGACGAAAACGGCAUAUCCGAAGCCAUCAAGGUCAAAGUCAAAUGCAACAAAGGCGGGGUGGGCCACAAAGAAGGAGAGCAGUUCACAUUCCAGUGGUGGGAUCACGUCUUCAAUAAAGCCUCGUCCAGCCUGCAAGUGGAAACUCAUCAGGACGGCAUUUCGCUGAAGAAGACGCCCGAAGACGGGGAAGACGACGACGACCGCAGUGGGAUUUCUAACAAGAAACCACGGAAAGCUGCCCUAGCCAAAGCGAAACUUUACGGAUGCUUCGUCAAGUCGGCCACUUUGCUGUCCGGUCACGAGCGCCCGGAACCAACAAGCGACAGCAGCUCAGACCAGGAAGAUGAUCAGAAACUGGAUUUGUCCUCCGUAACUAAGAUUUCUGACUCUGACCUGAUGAAGGCUUGCGGUGGACGCACUGCCCACAAGGGAGCCAGACACGGCUUGAAUAUGAGCGCCAAGCUGGCCCGGCUGGAGCAGCAGGAGGCUGAAUUCAUGGCCAAAUACGCCAACAAGACUGAAGACGAGCGUAAAAGCAAGACGAAGAAGACUGAAAACGUCCCCGACAUUUCUCAACCCGCCGACCUCUACGUAAAGAAAAAGAAAAGGAGCCGUGACGGGGAAGCUGAACACAAACGCAAAAAGGAGAAGAAAAAUGGUGGCGAAACGGUAGAAGAGCAGAACGACUACGUGGAAUCGGAGGUGAUUGUUUCUGAAAAAGUCAAGAGGAAUCGGAGGUGA
Messenger RNA from Nerophis lumbriciformis (worm pipefish), 837 nucleotides. NCBI's taxonomy places the organism in Eukaryota, Metazoa, Chordata, Actinopteri, Syngnathiformes, Syngnathidae. The record is from RefSeq and is a predicted model, not a curated record.